GAAAUGCACCUUCUAGUCGGUCUGUCAACCGCCAAUAAACACAAGAAGAAAAGAAGAAGAAUUUUACUUGCUCGUUGCCACCAUCUGCAAGACGGAAGAGAAGAAAAAUGUAAAAAUGUAACAUUCUAAAAGACUAUAUACGGUCUGACCACCUAAAUAAUGGGAAAAGGCUGACUGAGUCCAUAAGAAGUGGGUGAAAGGGUUCUUUGGCAGGAUGAGGAAAACAAUGCACGCAUGCUGUGUGCCUUCAGGUAGGAGGUUCAUUGUACCACUUAUGGUUGUGGGCUUGAUUUCCACCGGCAUUCUAAAACUACCCAUGUUCAAUACCAGUCCAAAACCUGUCAUGGUGCUUGUAGAUCCUCAUCAUCGAGAGCGUGUCCAUUCCUUUGUCAGAAGUGUGUUAGCCAAAGAAUGCAGACCAUCAUUUACCAGAAGGAGGAUUGAGAGUAUUUAUUCUAGUUCUGUGGCUGAGCCAUUCUUACAAAAAAACAGCAACUUAACAGAACAAAUAUUUGAGUAUCCACCACCGUUUGGAUUUCGGAACCUGCAACACAAGCUGAAAGAAAUCCUGGAUCUCCUACCCAUUUCCUUGUCAGAGAAAACUGGAGGGCAUGAUUGCCGUCGAUGUGUUGUAGUUGGCAAUGGAGGCAUACUUCGAGGACUAGAGCUUGGGCCUCUCCUCAACCAGUUCAAUGUGAUCUUGAGAUUGAACAGUGGCCCAGUGAGAGAUUUCAGUAGAGAUGUUGGAAACCGUACUACUAUCAGGAUGAGUUAUCCUGAAGGCAGCCCAAAGAUCUGGGAAGAUGUAGAUCCUCAGCUCUGGUUUGUAGCUGUCAUUUACAAAUCUGUUGACUUCAACUGGCUUCAUGCUAUGAUCUCAAGAGCAACAGUAUCACUCUGGGACAAGCUGUUUUUCUGGCAGAAGGUACCUAAUAGCAUCCCAGUUGAUCCUUCAAGGUUCCGUAUACUGAAUCCAGAGAUCAUCAGGGAGACAGCAUUCAAACUCCUACAAUACCCAAAUCCUAAGCUUCGACGAUGGGGCUGGGAUCAGAAUAUUCCCACCUUAGGGGUAUCUGCUGUUAACCUGGCAACUUACUUGUGUGAUGAAGUCAGUCUAGCAGGCUUUGGCUACAACCUUAGCCAGAAGGAGAUGCCACUGCAUUACUAUGACAACCUACCGAUGACUACUAUGUUAAAGCAAGCUAUGCACAAUGUGGACCAUGAGACAGUUUUUCUCCAGCGAUUGAUUGCAGCUGGAAGCAUUCUGGACCUUACUGGGGGGGUACAUUGCAGUUUUUGUUCAACAUAAAGCCACUUUGCACUAAUGUUGGGAUAUUUUGACAGCCUAAAGAUAGAAAACAGUGUUUUCAUUGUAAUUAAUACAUUUUUUUCUGUUUCAUUGUUCUGAUUAGACAGGUGUUAUUGUAUUAUUGUGAUUAUGAACAGUGUAUUUUGAUUAUUGUGUAUUUUAAUAAUUACCAUGAACUUUAUUUGCAUUUUAAUUUCACACACAUACACUGCCUGGCUAAAAAAGUCACAGUAUUUCGUUGGACCACCUUUGCUUUGAUUAUGGCACACAUUCACCAUGGCAUAGUUUAGAAAAGCUUAUGCAAUGUCAUAACAUUUGUUUCCAUACAGAGUUUUAUUAAUUUCUUGCCAAGAUCCUGUAUUGAUAAUGGGAGAGUCAGACUGCUGCUUAAAGUCUUAUUCAGCACAUGCCAAAGCCUCUCAAUGAGGUCUGUAUUCUGUGGCAGCAAACCCAUGUGUGAAAAUGAUGCUCCUGCUCCCUGGACCUGUCUUUUACAAUUGAGCCAGAUGAAUCCUGGCAUUGUCAUCUUGGAAUGCUAAAUGGAAAAACCUGGUCACCUAGUAUAUUUAGGUAGCCAGCUGCCCUUAUAUUUCAGGCACAUAAUAUUGCUGAUCUAGACCUGACCAACUAAAGCAAUCCCAGAUCAUCACACUGCCCUCGCAGACUUGUACAGUAGGCACUAGGCAUUAUGGGCCACAUAAGUGAUACUUCAUAAGGCUACACAAUGUUUAGUCCCAGUCCCUUGAGUUCUUUUCACUUUUUGCAUUUUAAAUGCUCUUACUUUCACUAUUAAUCAUAGCUUUGAGUUCUACUGUUGUUGUUUUUUUUUAACUAUUUAAUUUCACCAGAAGGAAGGCUCUUACCUACUUGUUUAGUUAAAUCCAGGUGGUGACUUUUUUCCAGGUGGUGACGGGAUGUUUUUCAGUCUUCACCUAUUUGGUACUAAUUAUUAAUACUCUGACUACGGCAUGGUUGUUAGUACCAGGCUGGUUUAAGUGACAGAUUUUCCCUAUUUUAAUGUUUGACGUGAACAUUACAUGACCUGUAUCGGUAUGAUUUUAUGCAUUGUGCUGCUACCACAUAGACUGACUGGAUAAAUGCAUAAAUGUGCAAAUAUGGCAUGUUUUUCAAUAAACCUAAUACAUCUUAA
Hemibagrus wyckioides is the source of this 2459-nucleotide messenger RNA. It is a transcript of the gene st3gal5, whose product is annotated as ST3 beta-galactoside alpha-2,3-sialyltransferase 5. Lineage: Eukaryota; Metazoa; Chordata; Actinopteri; Siluriformes; Bagridae. The coding region runs from base 215 to 1309 and encodes 364 amino acids. Gene Ontology annotation, molecular function: lactosylceramide alpha-2,3-sialyltransferase activity. The transcript has 7 exons. The record is from RefSeq and is a predicted model, not a curated record.